Messenger RNA from Drosophila eugracilis, 929 nucleotides. Its product is annotated as E3 ubiquitin-protein ligase RNF8-like. Gene Ontology annotation, biological process: protein ubiquitination; interstrand cross-link repair. The transcript is spliced from 2 exons. Gene Ontology annotation, molecular function: ubiquitin protein ligase activity. The record is from RefSeq and is a predicted model, not a curated record. Bases 111 to 680 code for a protein of 189 amino acids. Lineage: Eukaryota; Metazoa; Arthropoda; Insecta; Diptera; Drosophilidae. Gene Ontology annotation, cellular component: nucleus.
AAAUAAUUGUAAAUGGAGCCUAAAAGUACAGGUUUCAAGUUUGCAUUUUCAUAAAAGAAAACCGAAAAAACGUGUCUUUACUUUGACGGCAGCGAGGGAAAACCUAUGUGAUGACCAGGAGUCAGGACAAUCUAAGGGCCGCAUUGGAGGAGAGCAAGAAGUUGCUCGAGGAAUCCAAAACCACAUCGGAGGAAAUUAAUCGGGUGCUCCAGUUAACCAAGCGACAGAAUGAGGAACUGACUAUAGAGCGGGAUGCACUUCUACAGCAGCUACAAAACGAGGUGUCCAAGAACGAGGCUCUCCAACAACAAGUCUUGGAGCAGGAUAAAUCUAAGAAUACUAUCAUUGAGAGCAUCAAGCAGGAGUUUGAAGUCCAUGAAACGAAUUUUAAAGCCAGGAUCGAAGAAAUUAUCGCCGAGCGGGACACUUUUGAGAAAAAAAUGUUGGAGACCGUGGAAGAGUUAAACAAGACCCUAAAUCUUAAUAGUUGCAUAAUUUGCUACUCUCCUUAUGAGUUGGAGGGCUCUCACCGCAUGGUGUCCUUAAAGUGCGGUCAUGUGUUUGGUGACAGCUGCCUGCGCGAGUAUUUGAGCCACAGGCCCGACUGCGCCAUAUGCAAACAGCUAGUGGAGAAUCAUGAUCUGCGCUACAUCUUCGGCUGUCACACCACAGGAGUUUAAGUCAAUACAGCUGAAGUUCACACAUGCACCCAAGACGAUGAAAUUGAUGUGUAAUUUCUGCAGCUCAAGAAAUUCGUGUCGGAAAAUAAAUGGAAUAAUCAAUUUUCGGUUGUCCUUCUGACCAAAUGUUUUCACCAUUUUCUGUUCUCUUUUAUUAUUUAUUUAUUAUUUAUUUUUUUUUUUUCAUCUGAUGUACCACAUUCUGAUAUGCAAAUACUUUGAGAAAAGGCACACUGAUUUAAAUAUAUU